AUUUUAGUUUAGAACUUGAAAUAUUGGUUCCUUAUCUUGGGAACUAUAUUCAUCCCUCCCAGUAUUGUAUACUCUCUCUGUUUGGAGAAUUGAAUCAAGGGGAUAUGAUGGCUGCAAAGCAGAUUCUUAAAACCAAGAUUAUUCUGAAUGAAGACGACACCCGCGGACUGAAACGAGGAGAUGGAUUAGAUACUUGUCAUCUUACUAUAACAAAUGAUAAAAAUAAUCAGGAAUUUUAAAAAUUUUCAGUUUUGUGAAAAAUCACAAUUUACGACAUUUUCAAGAAAAUUUCAACUAAUUUAUAAAAAAUGAAAGUUUUAUAUUUUGCGAACAACUUACUUUUGCUAUGAUUUCAGACUAGAAUUAAGAAUAGUUUGUGUCUUUCAAGAAGGAGGUCUGAUUGCGUAUUCAUAAAUAUAAUCGAGGGACAAGGAGAAUCAGGAUACAAUGAAUCAACAUUGGAAGUUGUGAUAAAAGGAAAUUUAAGUUUUCUGAAUCUUUUUUUCCCUGGUUGCGGAGAAACUUACAGAUCUGUUUGCAUUUACAAUCAUGAUCAUAAUCGUACAACAAGGAAUUCUCAUGUUGAAAUCAAACAUUUAUGUCAAAUUCAAGGAGUGCCCAGGGAUAGAGUGGACUCCUUGAAGUCUGGAGAUAUGAAAGAUAUAAAACUAAACAUCAAUCAUUUCCCAAUGUUUUGGUAUUACAGGAGUUCCUACAACGGAUCAGACAGUGAGGGGAUGGGGAGGUUUUUAUGUAUAUCCAACAUGCCAGGAAAAAAUAGUUAUUUCACCCAACUAACCCUGAUUCCAAUUAUUAACUCAGCAGUCGUUAUAAUGUGCCCCCUGCCGGCCAAAAUAACAAACUUGCUUCAAAUAAUCAACAUUUUCACAUACCAGGUCUGGCUCUGUGUUAUUGGUGGGACAGCUUUAUCAAUUGGAACCUUUUAUACUUUGAUAGUCAUAGACUCUAAACUCUGCUCAUAUGAACGAAUUAUCAGUCUCACUGAUGUUGUUCUGCAUUUCUAUGGAUGCUACUUUUCUGAGCCGUUUCACGCCAAUAUAAGAAAAGGGAAAAGAUUUGUGCAGUGUUUCCAGUUCUUUUGGUUCCUCUGCACUUUGUUUAUUGUUGCAGCCUGGCAAUGUGAUUUAAGGGCCUCUGAAUAUGAGCCAGAAAUAACCUCACUCAGCCAGCUGGCAGACCAAACAGAUUUUUUGUUCCAUCAAACUCAGGAUUUUGCUUUUGAAGAGGUGCACAGCCAACAAGAAAUAGAUAAACUGAAGUCCCAGAUGAGAUAUAUUGAGCGUGAUGAUGUUAUGGAUGUUGAAGAGAUCAUUGCAGAAGGUGCAUGCUCUACCGAAGACCUGAAUGAUAUGAAGUUUUAUGUUUUUGAGCAGCAAUUGAUCACUGGAAGGGUAAUAACAAAAGUUACUGAAUCCACCGCUACUUUUGUUCCUAAAUCUUUGUAUGGUUGGUUGUAUAAGAGGGAUGGAGAUUUUAUAGAAACUAUUUAUAGGUUCCUAGCUAAACUUAAAGAUUCAGGAGUUGACAUAUUCAUUGAACGUGAACACUUUGGAAGAGCUCUUAAAGUUUAUGAAACUCAAUCAGUACCUCUUCCACUGACUCUAGAGAGCUUUUAUUUAACCUUUAUUCUGUACACCCUGGGACUAGUGGUUGCAACAACUGUAUUUCUUUAUGAAAUGUAUUUCAAGAAAAUCUAGAAUUUUGGAUUAUAAUAAAUACAUUUCAAAAUGGAUAUUUUUUCGUUAAUGAUGUACAAUUUGCAUAAAGAUUUAUAAUUCACGUUAAAAAUUUUUUUUAACACAGUGUG
Eurytemora carolleeae is the source of this 1828-nucleotide messenger RNA. RefSeq lists its product as uncharacterized. NCBI's taxonomy places the organism in Eukaryota, Metazoa, Arthropoda, Copepoda, Calanoida, Temoridae. The coding region runs from base 654 to 1718 and encodes 354 amino acids. The transcript has 20 exons. The record is from RefSeq and is a predicted model, not a curated record.